This is a messenger RNA of Drosophila suzukii, 1511 nucleotides long. RefSeq names its product Hyls1 centriolar and ciliogenesis associated (gene Hyls1). Gene Ontology annotation, cellular component: centriole; non-motile cilium. Gene Ontology annotation, biological process: cilium assembly. Lineage: Eukaryota; Metazoa; Arthropoda; Insecta; Diptera; Drosophilidae. The record is from RefSeq and is a predicted model, not a curated record.
AUCGCCACCGUUAUCGAUAACUCGACGAAAAUUUGCUUGACGAGCGUGUGUGCGCUGCUCUGUUCGUGUACACUUUAUUUUCAAUUGGUGAAAAUUGUUAUAAAACUGGCGAGAAAAUAUGUGAAAAUAGGAAAAAGCCUGAUUUGGACUCUCGAACUGUGCGUGCGCAAUCGAAUUGAUGACGCCCCAGCCGCGAAAACUAGCUGAAAAGCAUAAAAAUAACAAAGGCGUUAGCGAAGGAACGACGGGCGAAGAAGGCAAAUAGACGCUCCAACCGCUCGUUCCACUGCAGUUGUGUAUAUUUAGCCAUUGCAACCAACUAAUUAGACGCAAGUAAAUGCAAGUAAAAUAAAGAAAACGGCCAACGCAAGGCAAAAGUACAGUGAAAAUUGCUGUUGGUCGAUUCGAUUGUCGGCGCACGAAGACGAACACGAAUAAAGGGAAGAAGAAGCGAGCGAAACAAACGAGAAAGAGAAACGAAACGAACGGCGAUUUUGCGUUCGUGUGUGCGUGUGUGUAUGUGUGAGGGUGGAAUAUAAACAAAAAAUUAACAAUACGAAAAUCGAGAACAAUUGCUCUACUUGGCGAAAAGUAAAAUGUCACAUUUGCCGCUGGAUGCACGGGCCAUUCUGCAGUAUCUAAAUGAUUUGGGCUAUAGGAAUAUAUCAGCCGAGCAACUCCGUGAAUUUCUAAAAGACUUGCGCAAGCUCAUCAAGUAUGAGGAACGUCUGGCGGAGAACGCAAAGGAGGACAAUAUCAGGGGCCUGCAUAAACGCGGCACCGUCAGCUCGCGUGCCAAAUUGAGUGGAGGAGAUAAGGAUAAGGAGAACACGGCUCCUCCAUCGUGUCCAUGUUCAUCUGCCAAGGAGAAGGAGUCGAAGACUGACCAGGAUGACGACCAGCAGGAGCGUUCCGAUGGUGGCGCUGGAUUUGCAGACCUGGCUCGACUUUUUAAGGAGAAACUCCUGAUGGAUGCAUCUGUGCCGCCCACGGCAAGUAAUGUUUUGGAACCCGGAAAGCGUCGCAGUCGCAGCAAGACCCGUCAAGGAAAGGAACCUCCACUGUCCAGUGGCGAAUCGGAAGCUAAUGAGGACCGUCCCAGGAUGCAACGCCGACGGCGUAGCAAGUCGCAUCCGCGCAGCGCCAGCCGGGGACGUUCUUUGGCUCGCCGUCGUUGCAAAUCCAAGCACUGCGAUCCUGUGGCAUUAUUCCAAUACUACCAGAAGGAGUGGGCCCAUUUCCGCAGCCAGAUUCCCGGCGAGAAUACCCGCCACGGGGUACACCACAAGCCAAUGGUUCCGAAGAAGUGAGGAUAUAUUUCCAAUGCAGCUUUUCCAUAAAAAACCAUACUUCGAUUUAUUCCGCUGUUCAACUGCAGUCAUUAUUCCCAUUUAUUUAUAUUACUGACCAUUUUGAACUCAUUCUUAUACACAGAAUAUUGAAAAAAUACUUAAGAAAUCGAAUAAAAUACAAAUUCUAAAUGUGUGUUAAAUAAAUACUUCAAAUUUGAA